Rotaria sp. Silwood1 is the source of this 1050-nucleotide messenger RNA. The record is from the annotation of a GenBank genome assembly. NCBI's taxonomy places the organism in Eukaryota, Metazoa, Rotifera, Eurotatoria, Philodinida, Philodinidae.
AUGUGGUUGUCUUCUAUCUAUCUUAUUUUUCUAUUAGAUUUAAUUUUAUCAGCAAAAUAUAAUCGUAUAUGUUAUUUUACAAAUUGGGGUGCACAUAGAUCAUUGAAAGAAUCUCGACUUUAUCCAGAAGAUAUUCCACCAGAUUUAUGUACACAUAUUUUAUAUGCAUUUGCUAAUCUUCAUGGUAGAUCAUUGCAACCACAAUUAACUAAUGAUAUUAACGUUUAUCAAGGAGAACAACCACUUUAUCCUCGUAUAAUGAAAUUAAAAGAAAAGAAUCCAAAUUUAAAAAUUCUAAUUUCAUGUGGAGGAUGGGGAAAAGCAGGAGAUUUCGAACCAUUAGUUGGAUCAGAAUCAUCAAGAGAAUCAUUUAGUGAAAAUGUAAUAACAUUUUGUCGUCAAUAUGGUUUUGAUGGUAUCGAUUUAGAUUGGGAAUUUCCCUCUGCUGAACAUCGUGAACGUUUUGGAUUAUUAACCAAAACAAUGCACAAAAUGUUUAAAAAAGAAGUUAAAAAAUCUAAAAAAGAUCGUUUAUUAAUUAGUUUAGCAGUUGCAGCUGGAAAGUAUUUAAUAAAACAAGGUUAUGAUGUACCGGUUCUAUGCAAGAAUGUUGAUAUGAUUAAUGUUAUGACAUAUGAUUUAUAUGGUGGUUGGUAUAAUAAAAUAGGUCAUCAUAGUGCCUUAUUUCAUCGAACUGGUGAAACUGGCAUGGAUAGAGAAUUGAAUACAAAUAAUUCAAUGUAUAAUUGGAUUGAAGCAGGUUGUUCACGAGAACGUCUUAAUAUAGGUAUUCCUGGUUAUGGUCGAGCUUUUACAGCUGAUGGUAGAGAUCCAUUAAAAGCAUUAGGACAAAGUGGUGGUGGUUCUGGUGGAGUAUCAUCACCAUAUUUAGGUGAAAGUGGUUUACUUACUUAUUUUGAAAUAUGUAAAAAAGAAUUAAAAGAAGGUUUUAAACGUUAUUGGCAUCAACAACAUCAAAUUCCAAUUAGUUUUAAAGAUGGAACAUGGAUUGGAUAUGAUGAUCCAGAUAGUGUUAGAAAUAAAGUAUGA